Molecule: messenger RNA, 3227 nt
Organism: Rhinolophus ferrumequinum (greater horseshoe bat)
Lineage: Eukaryota; Metazoa; Chordata; Mammalia; Chiroptera; Rhinolophidae
Product: ceruloplasmin-like
Exons: 19
Coding region: 4-3135 (1043 amino acids)
Biological process (GO): iron ion transport
Cellular component (GO): plasma membrane
Molecular function (GO): oxidoreductase activity; copper ion binding
Source: RefSeq, a predicted model, not a curated record
AAAAUGAAGAACAUUUUACUAAUGACCUUUCUGGUUUUUAUUAGUUCUCCAGGUUGGGCAAAAGAUAGGCACUACUACAUAGGCAUUAAAGAAACCACUUGGAACUAUGCUCCUACUGGUAAAAAUAUGCUCAAUGGAAAGCCAUUUUCCAAAGAUCAAGAGUUUCAGUCCCAAAAAUAUCUGCAACGUGGCCAAGAUAGGAUAGGAUCUGUUUAUAAGAAGGCUUUGUAUUUUCAUUAUACUGAUGAUACAUUUCGAAGGAUCAUUAAAAAACCAUCCUGGUUGGGAUUUUUAGGUCCGAUAAUUAAAGCAGAGACUGGAGACUGGGUUUAUGUACACGUAAAAAAUUUUGCUUCAAGGAUGUAUAGUGUCCAUCCUCAUGGAGUCACCUACACUAAAGAAACUGAAGGUGCUCUCUAUCCCGAUAAUACUACGGACCUGCAAAAGGAAGAUGACCGUCUGGAACCAGGGAUGCGGUAUACUUACAAGUGGUUUGUGGAGGAAAAGCAGGGGCCUGGCCCCAAUGACAGUGAUUGUGUGACAAGGAUUUACCACUCCCAUGUAGACUCUGUAAGAGAUGUGGCUUCAGGACUCAUUGGACCAAUGCUGACUUGUAAAAGAGGCACACUGGAUGGAGACACUGAAAAAAAUAUCGACAAGUCAUAUGUUCUGUUGUUCACUUCAAGUGAUGAAAACCAGAGCUGGUAUAUCGAUGACAAUAUUGAUACGUACACUAAAUCCGGCCAAGUUGAUGCUAAUGAUCAUGACUUCCAGGAGAGCAAUGUCAUGUAUGCAAUUAAUGGAUACAUGUAUGGAAAUCUACCCAGCCUCACCAUGUGUGCUGAGGACAGGGUCAGGUGGCAUUUGGUUGGCAUGGGUGCUGCUUUAGAUGUACACCCCAUCUAUCUCCAAGGACAAACUCUAUUCUCUCGGAAUCACAGAAAGGACGUCAUUACCGUCUUUCCUGCCUCACUGGAGGAUGCCUUCAUGGUGGCCAAGGGCCCUGGAGAAUGGAUGCUGGGCUGUCAUGUAUAUGAGCCUAUGAAAGCCUUUUUCAAUGUAAAGAAUUGCCAAAAACCUUCAGCAGAUCUUACUGGGACAGAUGUUAUACAUUACUAUAUUGCUGCUGAAAAUAUAUUUUGGAACUAUGCUCCAACUGGUAUAGAUUUCUUCACUAAAAAGAGUUUAACAGCAAAUGGAAGUGAAUCCCAGAAAUAUUUUGAACAAGGCCCAACCAGAAUUGGAGGAACUUACCAAAAACUAGUUUACCGUGAAUACACAGAUGCUUCCUUCCAAAAACAGAAGGCAAGAGAAGAGCACCUUGGAAUCCUUGGCCCUGUCAUCAAGGCAGAGGUAGGACAGACCAUCAAAGUCACUUUCUAUAACAAUGGUCCCCGGCCACUCAGUAUUCAGCCUCAGGGACUGCGUUACAGCAAAGACAACGAGGGCUCAUUCUACAAAACACCCGGAGGAAGCACCCCUCCAGCCUCCUCACAUGUAGAUCCUGGCACAACAUUUGUCUAUACAUGGCAAGUUCCACCAGAUGUGGGUCCUACCUCCACGGACCCCAACUGCCUGACCAUGUUAUACUACUCCUCAGUCAAUGGGACAAAAGACGCAAACACUGGCCUUGUAGGGCCUCUCCUCGUGUGCAGAAAGGGGAGUCUUGGAGAGGAUGGCAAACAGAAGAAAAUAGACAAAGAGUUUUACCUACUUGCCGCAAAUUUUGAUGAAAAUGAUAGUUAUCUCUUGGAUGAAAAUAUUAGAACAUUUACCACAGAGCCUGAAAACGUGAAUAAAGAGGACCAAGACUUCCGAAACUCUAAUUUUAUGAACUCCAUAAAUGGAUACAUGUAUGGAAAUCUGCCCGGACUGGAUAUGUGUUUAGGAGACAAUGUUUCAUGGCACCUUCUUAGUGUGGGAUCAAAUCCAGACUUGCAUGGAAUAUAUUUUUCAGGGAAUACCUUUAUUUCCCUAGGACAAAGGGGCGACACUGUAUCUCUGUUUCCCUAUACUUCCCAAACACUUUUAAUGACACCUGAUUCCACAGGAAAUUUUGGCGUGGUUUGUCUGAUUUCAGAGCCCUAUCAAAAAGGCAUGAAAAAUAUAUACAAAGUGAAGCAGUGUUCAAAGCCAUAUCCUGAGCAAACACAGGACCAGGAGAAAAUUAUCUAUAUCGCAGCUGAGGAAAUUGUGUGGGAUUAUUCUCCUAGCAGGAAGUGGGAGAAAGAACUGAAACGUUUACAAAGAAAGGAGAAUCAAACAAACAUAUUUUUGGAUAGAACUGAGACAUAUCUUGGGUCCAAAUACAAGAAAGUUGUAUAUCGUCAAUAUGAUGAUAUCACAUUCACAAAAAAAACAGAGAGAAAUGAAGAUGAAAAACAUCUGGAUAUUCUAGGUCCUUUAAUAUUUGCCAUCCCUGGUGAGAAACUCCGAAUUAUCUUUAAAAAUAAAGCCUCAAGACCAUAUUCUAUUUAUGCUCAUGGAGUGAAAACACACAAUUCCACCAUUGUUCCAACACAGCCCGGAGAGACCCGAACAUACCUUUGGGAGAUCCCUGAAAGAAGUGGUCCUACCUCAAAUAACUUUGAAUGUAUACCUUGGUUUUACUAUUCUACUGUGGACGUGGUUAAGGAUUUUCAAAGCGGACUGAUCGGUCCUUUGAUAGUAUGUCGCAAAGACACAAAAGCCAGCAUAGUUCACCGUGUGCUCCUCUUCGCGAUGUUUAAUGAGGAUGACUCCUGGUACUUGGAAGAAAAUAUCAAUACCUAUUCUCUAAACCCGAACGAAGUGGACAGAAGUAAUCCUAAUUUCACCCUCAGCAACAGCAUGCACGCAAUUAACGGAAGAAUGUUUGGAAAUAACCAAGGUCUGACGUUUCACGUUGGGGAUGAAGUGAAUUUCUAUCUGUAUGGCAUGGGACGUCCCUUGGACCUGCACACGGCUCAUUUUCAUGGCCACAGCUUUGAAUUCAAGGAUUGGGGACUGUUUCGCUCUGACGUUUAUGACGUUCCUCCUGGGGUCUAUCAAACCAUAAAAAUGUAUCCAAGAGAUGUUGGAACCUGGUUAUUUCAUUGCCAUGUUAGUACCCACAUUGAUUUUGGAAUGGAAAGUACUUACACUGUAAUCGAAUGAAAAGCAUAACUACCUCCCUGAAUCAGAGCUAAAGCUGUUAAAGAAGAAAAACUCCAGGGAUGAAGGAGUCUUAAGGCCUGGCUAGACUUCCA